AUGCCUGAUUAUACCGACGAGAAGUCCAUCCUGGCACUGGGAGAAAUAGACCCUGAAUUGAAGGCAUUUCUCGAAAAGGCCAACCUGCCCACUCCUGAUUAUGACGACCUCGCUGCGUUCAAAGCUAUGGCAGCAGACCGCAAUGCCGAAGCGCUCAAAGUCCUGGGCGAUUCUCCGCCAGAGAUCAAGUCGACAGAACUACAGUACCCAACUCGUGAUGGCUCAAAACUCCGCGCAAAGCUCUACCAACCUACAAGCCCACCAAAAGCUGGCAGCCCUCUGAUCGUCAUGUACCACGGCGGCGGGUUCUGUAUCGGAGCUCCUGAAGGCGAAGAGCAAACAUGUCGAAACUUCGUUCAGGCCUUCGGCGCCGUCUGCGUCUCGGCCUCGUACCGCCUGGCACCCGAGUACAAAUUCCCGUACGCUGUCAAAGAUUCCUGGGAUGCCCUGAAAUGGGCAGCUGAGAACGCAAAGUCCUGGGGUGCUGACCCUUCAGUCGGAUUCGUCGUCGGCGGUACCUCGGCCGGCGGCAACAUCAGUGCUGUACUGGCUCACGUUGCCAGGGAUGAAGGCCUCUCCCCACCCCUGACAGGGCAGUACCUGAUCAUUCCAGCGCUUGUACCGGAGAACAAAGUACCCAAGAAGUACAAGAAGUACUCUCUCUCAUAUGAGCAGAACAAGAAUGCCCCAGUUCUCCCGAUCGCAGCAAUCGACAUGUUCAUGAAGGGUUAUGAGCCUGACGAUGACGAUGCAAUCUGGUAUGCUCCUUUCAACCAUCCCAAGGGCCACAAGGAUUUGCCUACAGCCUUGUUCCAGGUCGACGGAAUGGAUCCGUUGAGAGACGAGGCGCUCAUUUAUGAACGUGUCCUCCGAGAAGAGUACAGCCUCAAGACGAAGCUGUAUGUCUAUCCUGGCUUGCCGCACGGUCAUUGGGGCUUCUUCCCUUUCCUCAAGGCCAGUGCGACAUUCCGCAAGGAGCAGGUCGAGGGUAUGGGCUGGCUUCUCGGCAGAGAGCCCGAUUUCAGCAAAGUCGUUGUCAGCGCCGUUGUUGCAAAUGUAUAA
This is a messenger RNA of Exophiala viscosa, 1062 nucleotides long. RefSeq names its product Alpha/Beta hydrolase protein. The record is from RefSeq and is a predicted model, not a curated record. The coding region runs from base 1 to 1062 and encodes 353 amino acids. The transcript is spliced from 2 exons. Gene Ontology annotation, molecular function: hydrolase activity. Lineage: Eukaryota; Fungi; Ascomycota; Eurotiomycetes; Chaetothyriales; Herpotrichiellaceae.